Camponotus floridanus (Florida carpenter ant) is the source of this 2963-nucleotide messenger RNA. RefSeq names its product beta-glucuronidase. The transcript is spliced from 11 exons. Gene Ontology annotation, biological process: carbohydrate metabolic process; glucuronoside catabolic process. Gene Ontology annotation, molecular function: carbohydrate binding; beta-glucuronidase activity. Bases 632 to 2743 code for a protein of 703 amino acids. The record is from RefSeq and is a predicted model, not a curated record. NCBI's taxonomy places the organism in Eukaryota, Metazoa, Arthropoda, Insecta, Hymenoptera, Formicidae.
GCCCGAGGCUCAGGCUCGAGUGUUGCACAUCGAGAGUUCACAGUCUCCGGGUUAACGCGCGGAUUUGAACACUUGGUGCUUCUCGCUAUGACUUAAGGAGGAAAAAGAAAGAAAAUUUAAUAUACAAUCGAAAUUAAUGACGAUUUACGCAAGUGCAGAUAAUUUCAAAUUGGCGAAUUAAUUGUUUGUUUCCGUCCUUUAUAAUUCUAACUUUUGUAAUAAUUACAUUAAUGUAGCAUAGAUAUUCUUUUCUCUAUGUUAGUCUCCAUCUAUAUUAAUAAGAUAAUGCAGUUCUAACUGUAUAAACAAGAGGAAAGAAUUGUACUCAACGGAGUUUGAAGGAUAUUAAUGUGAAUUAAUAAAAGAAAAAUUUUCGAUUCGAUAAGCUAAGUAUCAAAAUCCAGUGAAGAAAUCCAGUGAAGAAAUACGAAACACAGUGUGAAAGGGAAGAAAGAAAAAAAAACAAAAAGUCAUAUUUAAAAGAAAAAUCAAGUGUGGAAUUACAAGGAACGAAAAAAAAGACAGCGUAUAAAGACAAAGAGAAAGGAAUUCGAGUGAUAUCAUUCACGAGAAGAAAAGAUUCUUUUCACUUUAAAUGUAUAAUUAAAAUUGCUCAGAUACACAUUGAGAGAUGGCUGGAGCUGCUCCGGUUUUCGGCAAUUUUUCGUCAGAUGCCAUGUCAGGACUCACGAUGGAGCGCGGCGAUCGCUGCAAGGAGGGCCGCAAAAGUAUGUGGCAUUUGAUCUUCCUGUUAAUCGGCUCUGCAAUGGCCGGCGAGUCCGGGCCAGAGUCACCAACGGAUUUUUUCGACGCAACGAUCAAGAUUGAGGCACCGUUGCCUUACGAGGAUGCAUUUCCAAUUCCGCUUCCUGGUCUGCUGUAUCCUAGAGAAAGUGAAUCUCGCGAGGUAAGAUCGCUUGAUGGAUUAUGGGAUUUCGCCGUGUCUGAAGGAGAUGCUCUAAGGGGUUACAGAGAAGGAUGGUACGCCUUGGAUCUAUCGAAGGCUAGUGAAGUGAUGAAGAUGCCGGUGCCCUCAUCUUACAACGAUAUCACAACAUCACGGAAUCUCAGGGAUCAUGUCGGUGCCGUAUGGUAUCAAAGGACCUUCUUCGUGCCCUCGUUCUGGCGGGAUCAGCGGGUUUUUGUCAGAUUCGGCUCGGUCAACUAUCUCGCCCAAGUGUGGAUUAACGGCGUCUUGGUGACCAAUCACGAAAUGGGUCAUCUCCCCUUUGAAGGGGAGCUCUCGUCGUAUCUGACCUUCGGUGCCGAGAAUCGUAUUACCGUCGCCGUAGAUAACACCCUAUUACAAACCAGUGUACCCCAGGGAAAAAUCGUGGAGAUGGUCACUGACAACGGCACCGCACACAUGCAGACGUAUACCUUCGACUUCUUCAACUACGCGGGUAUACAUAGAUCCGUUUUACUGUACACCACGCCGCGCGUCUACGUCGAGGACAUCUCGGUGAGAACAAGCUUGAUCGGCGAGAUGGGAAUUGUCAAGUAUAUCAUACAACCAAAUGGAUUACGCGAGGGAGAAAUACCAAUCUGCAUGGUUUCUCUGUACGACGCCGAGCAAAAUCUGGCUAUCAAUGAACCCGUCGAAGGCCUGUCUGGUACCUUGAAGGUUCCGUUCGUCAAACUCUGGUGGCCCAGAGGCAUGGAUUCCAAACCGGGUUACCUGUACACUUUGGAGGUGAAGUUGUGGGUGGAAAAUGACACCAAGGUGGACAUUUACCGAUUGCCGAUCGGUAUCAGGACCUUGGCGUGGACUAACACGAGCCUGCUAUUAAACGAUCGACCGGUGUAUAUGCGUGGUUUCGGCAAGCACGAGGACUCUGCUAUCAGAGGACGUGGCUUUGAUCUCGUCACCUCUGUCAGGGAUCACGAAUUGCUCCAGUGGGUCGGGGCCAAUGCUUACAGGACCAGCCAUUAUCCUUAUAGUGACGAGGUUCUUGAUAUGGCUGACAGAUUGGGCUUUCUUAUAAUCGACGAGUGUCCUUCCGUCGACACGGAAAACUUUUCGCCAUCGUUGCUUUCGCGUCACAAGGACUCGCUCUCGGAGCUCAUCCGCAGAGACAAAAAUCGGCCUUCCGUGAUCAUGUGGUCUCUAGCUAAUGAGCCGAGGACUCAACUGGCUGAGGCCGACGAAUAUUUCAAACAGAUCGCUCAGCAUACCAAAGCAAUCGAUCCCACUAGGCCGGUCACUAUUGCUUUGGCUCGUGCAGUUCAGGAAGACAAAGCUGGUCAAUUUCUCGAUGUGAUCAGUUUUAAUCGUUAUAACGCCUGGUAUAGCAAUCCCGGCAGAAUUGACAUGAUCAAUGACAGGGUAUAUGAAGAAGCCGAGGCUUGGCAUAAAAAAUAUAAUAAACCGGUACUUAUAUCCGAAUACGGAGCUGACACCAUGCCCGGUUUGCACGAGCUACCGGAAUAUGUGUGGAGCGAAGAAUAUCAGAAGGAAUUGCUCUCUAAACACUUCGAGGCCUUCGAUCGCUUACGACAUGAAGGCUACUUCAUCGGCGAAUUUAUCUGGAACUUUGCCGAUUUCCGCACAGCACAAACGUAUACCAGAGUGGGUGGCAAUAGAAAAGGGAUCUUUACAAGGGAUAGGCAACCAAAAAUGGCAGCCCAUCAUGUUAGGAAAAGAUAUCACGCCCUCGCAGUUGAAUUAGAUGGUGUGCAGAUACCGGGAGAAGUCGAAGAUUAUUAUAUUUCGUCCUAUUAUUCUUCACACUCGGAACUUUGACUGAUUAAAAAAAAAGAAAAUAAAGACACAAGAUUUUGGAAUGUAAAAAUCGUUUCGCAGAGUCUUAAUUGACUCUUGACAAAAUAUUCUAUUGCUCGUUUUAUAUAUCGAUAAGUAAACACUGCACUGAUAACUUAAUAUAUAAAAUUAUUCACCUAAUAUAUAAUCUAUCACAAAAUCUCUCAUUUCACGAUAAUGAUAUAAAUAUUCCAUCCAUUCA